Tribolium castaneum (red flour beetle) is the source of this 652-nucleotide messenger RNA. Its product is annotated as cuticle protein-like. NCBI's taxonomy places the organism in Eukaryota, Metazoa, Arthropoda, Insecta, Coleoptera, Tenebrionidae. The record is from RefSeq and is a predicted model, not a curated record. The transcript has 2 exons. Gene Ontology annotation, cellular component: extracellular matrix. Bases 132 to 566 code for a protein of 144 amino acids.
UGUAUUUGUUCCGUGUUAAUUUAACCAAAAAAUUUGGCAAAUUGGUGGGGACCACUCCUCCAAAAACCAGGUAUAAAAGCGAAAACAUCUUCAAAGUCACACACAUCGCCCCAAAAUUAAACCGAGCAACAAUGGUGUUUAAACUUGUCGUUUUGGCUGCUUUUGUGGCCGUAGCAAAAGCUGGAGUGCCUUUCGGUUAUUCAGCCCCGGUGGCACACGUAGCCGCUCCCGUCGCCUACGCCGCCCCCAUACCCAGAACCAUCAUCGCCGAACCCUCAGCUCCGGCCCAUUACGACUUUGGAUACGCCGUAAACGACCCUUUGACUGGAGACAGCAAAAGCCAACACGAGAUCCGACGUGGCGACGUCGUCCAAGGAAGUUACUCCUUGGUCGAUCCUGACGGUACCAAGCGUACCGUGAACUACGCCGCUGAUCCCCAUAACGGCUUUAACGCUGUAGUCCACAAGGAACCUCUCGCUGUUGCUCCUAUAGCCCCAGUGGCUAGGAUCGCCGCCCCAGUCCAUGCAUACGCAGCUCCGGCUUUGCAUCACGCCUCAUACUAUUAAAAAUGAUUUGUUGAUAGACAAAUUAUUACUAAUUUUGUUUUUUGUAAUAUCAAAAAGUGAAAUAAAUUUUUUUCAUUUGUUUUGAA